GGUUAGGGCUUGCAGUAACAACUAAAAGCAAUUUCUUGCUUCUCUCUCUUCUCCCCCUCUCUAUCUUUACGCCAUAUUCUAAUUAUAGGUCAGUCUUCCAAUUGGAGAAUUCUAGCCUAGCUUAUCAAGGAUUUGAAGGCGAAGGAAGCGGAGAAGAAUUGGGGACUAGCCAGAUGAGGAAGCGACAAGUGGUGGUAAGAAGAUCAGAAGAACCUUCAAGAAGCUCAACGACUUCUUCUUUCACUAUCAGGAAUGUUAAAUACGGAGAGUGCCAAAAGAAUCAUGCUGCUGGAGUUGGAGGUUACGCUGUUGAUGGGUGCAGAGAGUUCAUGGCAAGUGGUGAAGAAGGCACAGCUGCUGCACUCACUUGUGCGGCUUGUGGUUGCCAUAGGAACUUCCACAGAAGGGAAGUGGAAACAGAGGUGGCAUGUGAUUGUUCUUCACCUUCUUCAAAUGGUAAUUAGAAUUUCGAUGAGUGGGGUUUUAAGUUUUAGUGUAUGACUUGUACUUUUCCUGUCUGGGUUUGUGAUUGUUGUUCUUGUUUCUUGUUCUUGUUCUUGUUCUUGCUGUUUUAGUAUUAGUAGCUUUUAGGGUUGAUGGACACCAUCAGUAGAGCUGCUCUACGAUCUGUGUAAGUGAAAAACUAAUGGCGAACAGUGAAAAUGUGUUGUGUGGUGUGUUUUUUAUGAUGAUCAAUGAUAAUUAUCAUAGCAAAUUGGUUGUGGUUA
This is a messenger RNA of Populus trichocarpa (black cottonwood), 728 nucleotides long. RefSeq names its product mini zinc finger protein 2. Gene Ontology annotation, cellular component: nucleus. The transcript has a single exon. NCBI's taxonomy places the organism in Eukaryota, Viridiplantae, Streptophyta, Magnoliopsida, Malpighiales, Salicaceae. Gene Ontology annotation, biological process: regulation of DNA-templated transcription; regulation of developmental process. Gene Ontology annotation, molecular function: transcription cis-regulatory region binding; DNA-binding transcription factor activity. Bases 174 to 464 code for a protein of 96 amino acids. The record is from RefSeq and is a predicted model, not a curated record.